UGGUUGUAGCUGUUGUAGUAGUAGUUACUAAAGAGUAGAUGGUGUCCGGUCUUCUAUUACUGAGAGCAGCGUCGGUAUUCAAUGUACGGAAGAGGCGUCGGUGGCGCUCGCUUGAGCGGGAUGACGUCAGACCAACCGCAGAAAAGCAGACGGAGACCAGAUAUGCAUCCCGAUACGGCCUGUUCGCAGAAUAAGCAGUGGCAUAAGAGCAGCUGCUGUUCAUAUUGCGUUGAAUAGAGUCUGAGUAGAGAAUCCGAGCACAGGCAGCCAGAGAAAGAAGAGGGAAAGAGAGAGAGAGAACUUCCCGAAAGAGUAAUAAAGUCCAGGAAGCGAGCGGCGAGGAAGGGUCUGAGCGGAGGAAGGAAGAAAGAAGGAAAACGGCCCGGAGGAGGAUGAGCAUAAAACCUCCUUCUCUUCUUCUUCUUCUUCAUUAUUCACUAUAUUCAUUGAUACUACUGCUACUUCUAUCAUGUCCGACAACUCCACAGCAACUGUCCUCGGCACCAUCGGCACCGUGCUCUGGUGCAUCCAACUCCUUCCCCAAAUCUACCAAAACUACCGUCGCAAGUCCACCGACGGCCUGCCAACUUCCAUGAUGCUGCUCUGGGCCGCAGCAGGCGUCUUCUUCGGCAUGUACUUCAUCGCGCAGUCCUCCAACACCGCGCUCCAGGUCCAGCCCCAGAUCUUCACCGCGCUCUGCUUGUUCACCUGGUGCCAGUGUCUCUACUACGCGCACCGCUUCCCCGUCUGGAAAGCCGCGGUCGCGUACCUCGCCGCCGCCGCCGUCUGCGCCGGUCUGCAAGUCGCGGCCGCGGUCCCGAUCCGCGACUCGGACCUCUACAAAUCCAACCCAUCCCCCUACUGCUGGCCGAUCCUCAUGAUCGGCGUCUUCGCCGCGCUCUGUCUCAUCGGCGGGCUUAUCCCUCCCUACUUUGAGCUCGCAAAGCAGCACGGCCGCGUCGUCGGCCUGUCGCUCAUCUUUCUCUGCAUCGACUCCUCCGGCGCGAUCUUCUCGUUCGCGUCGCUGUGGUUUCCGCAGACAAAGGCGGACGGCGAGGAGGAGGAUCGGGAUUAUCUCGGCAUGGUACUUUAUCUCAUCGUGCCGGCUAUGGAAUUCGGCAUCGUGCUCUCGCAUUUUACCUGGUGGUUCAGAUACGGACGGCAUGGGCUCUACAAUGACGACCAGGAGUCUGUCGAAGAGAAGGAGAAGGAGCUAGAACUGAGCUCGCAGUCGUCGUUGUCGCGGAUCGAGUCGCGGACUACCGCUCGUUCUUCUACUGAUGCUGCUGAUUCUGUCUAAAGAUUUGUAUAUAUAAAGGCGUUGGGGUAAAUACUGAUGAGGCGUUGGUCAUUCAAAAGUUUUUGUUUCUUUAUUUUGCAUAUUGUAUAUUACUCAAGCA
Messenger RNA from Myxozyma melibiosi, 1400 nucleotides. Its product is annotated as PQ loop repeat-domain-containing protein. Gene Ontology annotation, cellular component: membrane. The record is from RefSeq and is a predicted model, not a curated record. The coding region runs from base 470 to 1300 and encodes 276 amino acids. Lineage: Eukaryota; Fungi; Ascomycota; Lipomycetes; Lipomycetales; Lipomycetaceae. The transcript has a single exon.